Molecule: messenger RNA, 886 nt
Organism: Terrapene triunguis (Three-toed box turtle)
Lineage: Eukaryota; Metazoa; Chordata; Testudines; Emydidae
Gene: LRRC3B
Product: leucine rich repeat containing 3B
Exons: 1
Coding region: 88-867 (259 amino acids)
Molecular function (GO): protein binding
Source: RefSeq, a predicted model, not a curated record
UGAAGCUACGCUUUGGCUGUACAGAAUCUUUUACCACCACUGUUGGGUAAAUGAGAAAUGGUCGUGUGAUUAUGCUGACAUCCCAGCAUGCAUUUGGUAGACCUGUGGUUAACUCGUUCCCUCUCCAUGUGUCUGCUCUUACAAAGUUUUGUCCUCAUGAUACUGUGCUUUCAUUCUGCCAGUAUGUGCCCAAAAGGCUGCCUUUGUUCUCAUUCUGGAGGUUUAAAUGUCAGUUGUAGCAAUGCAAAUCUCAAGGAAAUACCCAGAGAUCUUCCUCCUGAAACAGUCUUACUUUAUUUGGACUCCAAUCAGAUAACAUCCAUCCCAAAUGAAAUUUUUAAGGACUUGCAUCAACUGAGAGUCCUCAAUUUAUCCAAAAAUGGUAUUGAAUUUAUAGAUGAACAUGCCUUUAAAGGAGUGGCAGAAACCUUGCAGACUUUGGACUUGUCUGACAACCGGAUUCAAAGUGUGCACAAAAACGCUUUCAAUAACUUAAAAGCCAGAGCCAGAAUUGCAAACAAUCCUUGGCACUGUGACUGUACUCUGCAGCAGGUCCUGAGGAGCAUGGCGUCCAACCAUGAAACAGCCAACAACGUCAUCUGUAAGACUUCUGUGUUAGAUGAACAUGCUGGGAGACCAUUCCUCAAUGCUGCCAAUGAUGCAGAUCUUUGUAACCUUCCUAAAAAGACUACUGAUUAUGCCAUGCUAGUCACCAUGUUUGGCUGGUUCACCAUGGUGAUAUCCUAUGUAGUUUAUUAUGUGCGGCAAAAUCAAGAGGAUGCAAGAAGGCACCUUGAGUACUUGAAAUCCCUGCCAAGCAGGCAAAAGAAACCAGAAGAAGCUGAUGACAUUAGCACUGUGGUAUAGUAUCCUGAAUACAACUGAC